Saimiri boliviensis boliviensis (Bolivian squirrel monkey) is the source of this 2559-nucleotide messenger RNA. RefSeq names its product Rap1 GTPase-GDP dissociation stimulator 1 (gene RAP1GDS1). Gene Ontology annotation, biological process: positive regulation of GTPase activity. Gene Ontology annotation, molecular function: protein binding; guanyl-nucleotide exchange factor activity. Lineage: Eukaryota; Metazoa; Chordata; Mammalia; Primates; Cebidae. The record is from RefSeq and is a predicted model, not a curated record.
CCCCCGCCGCUCGUCCCCGCCGCGGCCGAGCCGCCUGCAGCAGCACCAGCUGCUCCUCCCCGGCGGCCGCCCCCCGCGGGUCCCUCCCUGGCUGCGGGAGAGACGGAGGUAGAGAGAGGACACGGACCCGCGCUGCCCGCACCGGAGACCUUCGCCUCGCCCCGCCAGUUCCUCACCCUCGGGGAGCAACAUGGAUAAUCUCAGUGAUACCUUAAAGAAGCUGAAGAUAACAGCUGUUGACAGGACUGAGGAUAGUUUAGAAGGAUGCUUGGAUUGUCUGCUUCAAGCCCUGGCUCAAAACAAUAUGGAAACAAGUGAAAAAAUCCAAGCAAGUGGAAUACUUCAGCUGUUUGCAAGUCUGUUGACUCCACAGUCUUCCUUCAAAGCCAAAGUAGCUAACAUCAUAGCAGAAGUAGCCAAAAAUGAGUUUAUGCGAAUUCCAUGUGUGGAUGCUGGACUGAUUUCACCACUGGUGCAGCUGCUAAAUAGCAAAGACCAGGAAGUGCUGCUUCAAACGGGCAGGGCUCUAGGAAACAUAUGUUACGAUAGCCAUGAGGGCAGAAGUGCAGUUGACCAAGCAGGUGGUGCACAGAUUGUAAUUGACCAUUUAAGGUCACUGUGCAGUAUAACAGAUCCCGCCAAUGAGAAGCUCUUGACUGUCUUUUGUGGCAUGCUGAUGAACUAUAGCAAUGAGAAUGAUUCGCUUCAAGCUCAGCUUAUCAAUAUGGGUGUUAUUCCUACCUUAGUGAAAUUACUGGGCAUCCACUGCCAAAAUGCAGCUCUUACAGAAAUGUGUCUUGUUGCAUUUGGUAAUUUAGCAGAACUUGAGUCAAGUAAAGAACAGUUUGCCAGUACAAACAUUGCUGAAGAGUUGGUUAAACUCUUCAAGAAACAAAUAGAACAUGAUAAGAGAGAAAUGAUUUUUGAAGUUCUUGCUCCAUUGGCAGAAAACGAUGCUAUUAAACUACAGCUGGUUGAAGCAGGCCUAGUAGAGUGUCUACUAGAGAUUGUUCAGCAAAAAGUGGAUAGUGACAAAGAAGAUGACAUUACUGAGCUCAAAACUGGUUCAGAUCUCAUGGUUUUAUUACUACUUGGAGAUGAAUCCAUGCAGAAGUUAUUUGAAGGAGGAAAAGGCAGUGUAUUUCAAAGAGUGCUUUCUUGGAUUCCAUCAAAUAACCACCAGCUACAGCUUGCUGGAGCAUUGGCAAUUGCAAAUUUUGCCAGAAAUGAUGGAAAUUGUAUUCAUAUGGUAGACAAUGGGAUUGUAGAAAAACUUAUGGAUUUACUGGACAGACAUGUAGAAGAUGGAAAUGUAACAGUACAGCAUGCAGCACUAAGUGCCCUCAGAAACCUGGCCAUUCCAGUUAUAAAUAAAGCAAAGAUGUUAUCAGCUGGGGUCACAGAGACAGUUUUGAAAUUUCUUAAAUCUGAAAUGCCCCCUGUUCAGUUCAAACUUCUGGGAACAUUAAGAAUGUUAAUAGAUGCUCAAGCAGAAGCUGCUGAACAACUGGGAAAGAAUGUUAAGUUAGUGGAGCGUUUGGUGGAAUGGUGUGAAGCCAAAGAUCAUGCUGGUGUGAUGGGGGAGUCAAACAGACUGCUGUCUGCCCUUAUACGACACAGUAAAUCAAAAGAUGUAAUUAAAACCAUUGUGCAGAGUGGUGGCAUCAAGCAUCUAGUUACCAUGGCAACUAGUGAACAUGUAAUAAUGCAGAAUGAAGCCCUUGUUGCUUUGGCAUUAAUAGCAGCUUUAGAAUUGGGCACUGCUGAGAAAGAUCUAGAAAGUGCUAAACUUGUACAGAUUUUACACAGACUGCUAGCAGAUGAGAGAAGUGCUCCUGAAAUCAAAUAUAAUUCUAUGGUCCUGAUAUGUGCUCUUAUGGGAUCUGAAUCUCUACAUAAGGAAGUGCAGGAUUUGGCCUUUCUAGAUGUUGUAUCCAAACUUCGCAGUCAUGAGAACAAAAGUGUUGCCCAGCAGGCCUCUCUCACAGAGCAGAGACUUACUGUGGAAAGCUGAGAACUGCCCGAUACACGGCAUCAUCCCAUCUCUGAUUUCCCCUCCAUCCUCCAUCCAGCUGCCUCUUCUACUUCAUUCUCUACCAUACCACUUGUGCAUGCAUGUAAUGUUCUAAUACCAGUUGAAGAACUGCUGUAGGUACUUGCCUAGUAAGAUUUCUAAACCCAUAGUUAGUGUGAACAUGACUUUGUCAAAGGCAAGUCUCCACCCAUAACUGUUCUCUCGUAUUCCUGUUGCUUGAGCUACAUUAAGUAGAAUGUGCAUGUUGUAGUCCUAUGAUGACGUAAACUUGGUACUACAUAAUGACUUGCUCCACACAUGCAGUAAACUACAUAAUGAUGUACUGGUAAACUAGAAACAAUGCAGCAGGAUCUGUCUAGUUAUUAAAGUUGAAACUGAAUAGGAAAAAUAGCUCCAUUUUUUGGUGCUUGGGAAGCACAGUGAACAAAAAAAGCUGUAUGGCUGCUUAUUCAUUAGUCUUUCCUACUGAUGUCAAACCGACGGUACCUAGAAUUAAAUAAAAUUCCAGUGCUCUUACUCUUUAA